Neoarius graeffei (lesser salmon catfish) is the source of this 2379-nucleotide messenger RNA. It is a transcript of the gene ctdnep1a, whose product is annotated as CTD nuclear envelope phosphatase 1a. Gene Ontology annotation, molecular function: protein serine/threonine phosphatase activity. The coding region runs from base 603 to 1340 and encodes 245 amino acids. NCBI's taxonomy places the organism in Eukaryota, Metazoa, Chordata, Actinopteri, Siluriformes, Ariidae. The record is from RefSeq and is a predicted model, not a curated record. The transcript has 8 exons.
UGACGCAGCCAGAGCGGUAAUGGCGACUCACAGUUCGCUCCUGAAUGUUUCUCUUGGAAGCGCCGUGUGUCCGGGUUUUCUCCUCCCUGCGCUUUUAUCCAUACGGCUGAGAGUUAAGUCAAAUCUUUUUGUAGCAGUUUAAGGUUUCCGGAGUCGUGGGAGGGUGUUUUUAUCCGCUUCUCCGGACGAAUUGGCCAAGGGCUUGUUAGCUUAGCUUUGCUAGGUGGCAAAUAGAAAACAAGUCAAGUUAGCCUCGCAUGCUAAGCUAACUCAGUGAAGUCAGGUUUCCUCAGUUCACCCUGUGCUAGCGAGUUAGCCACCGAGCUGCAGGAGUGUGUGUGCGCGCGUGCGCGCGCGCGGCGCUCCAGGAAAAAACGCACAGAGAGAGAGAGAGGGAGAGAGGGAGAGAGAGAGAGAGGGAGGGAGAGAGAGAGAGAGAGAGAGGGAGGGAGAGAGAGAGGGAGAGAGGUGUAAAGAUCUCUUUAACUCAGUCGUUUGGGAAGCGACUCUCCGCUCUGAAGCAGCGGCGCUGUGGGACUGUGAGCCGCUGAUAGAACCAGAACCAGGAGCGGUGCUGCUAGCGGUGUGUCCUAUGGUCCAGCAUGCUGAAGACCCGACAGUGUUUACUCGGACUCCGCACUUUCCUCGGAGUGGCGUCCAGGAUCUGGGGCUUCAUCCUGUACAUCCUCAGGAAACACCUCCGCACGAUAAUUCAGUACCAGACGGUGCGCUAUGACACAUUACCUCUCUCUCCUGUAUCCAGACACAGACUCAAUACAGUGAAAAGAAAAAUCUUGGUUUUGGAUCUGGAUGAGACUCUUAUUCACUCUCACCAUGACGGGGUGUUGAGGCCUACAGUCCGACCCGGAACUCCACCAGACUUCAUCCUCAAGGUGGUCAUAGAUAAACACCCAGUGAGGUUUUUUGUCCAUAAAAGGCCACACGUUGACUUCUUCUUAGAAGUGGUGAGUCAGUGGUACGAGUUGGUGGUGUUCACAGCCAGUAUGGAGAUUUACGGUUCCGCUGUAGCAGACAAACUGGACAACAACAGAGGAAUCCUGAAGCGCAGAUACUACAGACAGCACUGUACGCUUGAUUUGGGCAGUUAUAUCAAGGAUCUGUCAGUAGUGCACAAUGAUCUGUCCAGUAUAGUGAUCCUGGACAACUCACCUGGGGCAUAUCGCAGUCAUCCAGAUAAUGCAAUACCUAUAAAGUCGUGGUUUAGUGACCCGAGUGAUACGGCACUGCUGAACCUGCUGCCCAUGCUGGAUGCACUGAGGUUUACCUCUGACGUUCGCUCGGUUCUCAGCCGUAAUCUUCAUCAGCAUCGUCUCUGGUGAUGUUUUAAACUCUUCUGUUCAACUCUCCACUGCUGGAACUGUUUGUCUCUCUGUCAGGUGACCUGUGAGGUCAUUGAACUCCAACAAUCAGACUGGGGAGAGAGAGGAUGGAGACACACACACACUGAACUGGAGCAGAGAGACAGGUGUCGAACUCUCUCCUCCUUGUCUUUCUCUGUAUGGAUCCUGCCUUACUGCUGAGCAGCUCUGUGACGGAUGGAGGGAUUUUUACACUUCUCCUUUAGUUUCCUGACAUUGUCCUUCUCUUUAGAGACUAAAUUAUUGAAUAAAUUGGACACAGCCAGUCGGAUAUCCCUCUUCCUCUUUUUCCUCCUUCACUUUCUCACACUUUGCCUUUUUUUCUUUUGUCCUUAAAUUUUCUCUCUCCUGAAGCUGAGCACUUCUCCUCUUUUUUCCAUCUUCACUCUCAUUCAUUUUUUUCAUGUAAAAUGACCACUUCCCGUUCCAUACAGACACAGGAGUGCAUUGUGGGUAUUCUGUACUGACUGAUAUUUGGACCCUACAGUGGUGCAUUGUGGGAUAUCCUCAGACCACGACAGAGCAGUGAAGCCCUCUCCUCAGCCUGCGCUCUGUGCUGAGCGGGGUUGGGAUUAUAUGAGUUUAGUUGUGGAGCAGGAAGCACAGGACUCAGUAUUCAGGAAGGUGAGCGCAUCUUUAACAGAAGGCUGAUCUCACACCGCUUUCUGUUCCUCUUCCUGUGGUGAGUGGGAGGAGCACUGAGCUGUGAUGAAACUCGCCCAGCAGCAGUGCAUUCAUUUAUUACACACAGCUUCUCCCGGCCUGUGUGUGUGUGGAAGUGGAUCCCAUCUCAGACACUGAACAUGUCUGGUGAUUUCAUUUCAUCCUGGAAAAAUGGCUGCGCGCCACGCAGAUGGAGCAACAGGGCCUCGAGACACAUUCAGAACUGGAAGUAUUAGGAUUUCAUGUGGAGUCUAAAAUAUAUGCACUUCUGUUUUUGUUUUUUGUACUAUGGACUGAUUUGAUCAACUCAGUGAAGAAAGUAAACACAUUGAUCCUG